AUGGAGAUAGCCCUAAAUGGUGUAGUUUUUCUUCAGACUUUCAAGAAACGAGAAGGAAUCCUCCAGUCUCGACAAAUCCAAGAGGAAAUAACUGGUAACACUGAGGCAUUAUCAGGAAGGCAUGAAAGAGAUGCAUUUGACACUUUAUUUGACCAUGCUCCAGACAAGCUCAAUGUAGUGAAAAAGACUCUCAUCACCUUUGUGAACAAGCAUCUGAAUAAAUUGAAUUUGGAGGUCACUGAACUGGAGACCCAGUUUGCAGAUGGUGUGUACUUAGUCCUGCUAAUGGGUCUCCUAGAAGGUUAUUUUGUUCCUCUGCACAGCUUUUUCUUGACUCCUGAUAGUUUUGAACAAAAGGUCCUCAAUGUAUCCUUUGCGUUUGACCUAAUGCAAGAUGGUGGAUUGGAAAAACCAAAGCCAAGACCAGAAGAUAUUGUAAAUUGUGACUUGAAGUCUACGCUGAGAGUGUUGUACAAUUUGUUUACCAAAUACAGGAACGUGGAAUGA
Messenger RNA from Cariama cristata (Red-legged seriema), 507 nucleotides. RefSeq names its product alpha-parvin-like. The transcript has 8 exons. Gene Ontology annotation, biological process: cilium assembly; establishment or maintenance of cell polarity; substrate adhesion-dependent cell spreading. Bases 1 to 507 code for a protein of 168 amino acids. NCBI's taxonomy places the organism in Eukaryota, Metazoa, Chordata, Aves, Cariamiformes, Cariamidae. Gene Ontology annotation, cellular component: actin cytoskeleton; focal adhesion; cytoplasm. Gene Ontology annotation, molecular function: actin binding. The record is from RefSeq and is a predicted model, not a curated record.